ACUAAAAAAGCCAACAUCAAAAUGGAGUCGACUCGUCUUCAGUCGUAGUGCGUCGCAUUGCACGAUCUAUUGGCAACUUCAAAAAUGCUUAUUUUAAACUUGAUAUUUGCACUGCCGAAGCGCUUAAAAUAUCGUGAGUGCGUGGAGAUGUGAUCAGGUGCAUUAUUGUAAUUAGAUGUCGGUGGAUACGAAGUAUGAACAUCGUGGACGACGCCGACGGGCCUUUGGAUCCCCGUAUUCAGAUCGAGUUAGAAAAUCUAAACAAUGCCACAGAUGAUAUUAACAAACUUGAAAUUGAGUUGGACGAAGCUAACACUGCCUAUGGUCAGUUAUUAUCAGAGUCCACAAAUCGAUUAAAGGAAUUGAUGAAUAAAUUGGGUAGCAAUUGCAUUGAUAAAGCAAGAUGUUACUUUGAAGCUUGCACAGUUGCACAUCAAGCCAGACUGAAAUGUCAACAACAAGCUCAACUGUAUCAAAAAGCUAAUGUAGUCCAUGACGCAGCAAAAGAAACUGUUGCAUUAGCAGAAACUCGUUUUUUGUCACAUCAGCAUGAAUGGAAUUUUGAUCAAGCAUGGCAAGAACAUCUCAAUCAUGCAACACAAAAGGUGAUGGAAGCAGAAAAGCAAAAGGCAGAAUGUGCUCGAGAACAUCAAAGAAGAACUCUCCUUUUCCAUGAAGCAGAAAAAAAAGUACAACAGCUAGAAGAAAAAUAUCGAAGAUCUAUUCAUAAGGCACAACCCUUUUUCGAUUUUAAAGCUCAAUGUGAUCAGAAGUUAACAAUACAGAAAGAAGUUGUGGAUUGCUUGAAAAAAGCGGUGAAAGAUGCUAAAUGUUCUUAUGCAAGAAGUCUGCGUGCCUUGGAAGAUAUAAGUAAUCAAAUACAUGAAAAAAGAAGAGAUUAUGAUAUUAUUACUAACGGACCGCGAGAGCCUGGGGUAGGAGCUGAGCUUGUUACUCCAAAUGAGAGCUUAAAUUAUCAAGAAGAACUGAACAAGAUGAGAAUCAAUAGAGUGAACUCGUAUGCAAGCAGUGAACAAGAUAUUGAUGAUAGAAGUCAAGACUUUGAAGAUAUCAGAGACUUGAAACAAAAAGUUGAUAAUCUUAGCGUUAGAUCCGUUGACGGCAGCGAGUCGACAACCAGUAAUUGGGAAUUGGAAUUGCAAGCCAGUAUGGAAAAGUUGAAUAACUUGCCGUAUAUAAUUUGUGAAAGUGAUAAAACUGACAGUAUAAAUAAUAGUGAUUUAAAGACUGUAAAAGUCACAAAUUAUAAGGAAGAUAGCGUGAACGCUGUACCUAACGAAAAAGUAUUAAAAAACGAUAAGAACGAUCGUCGCAAGCAACUCGACGACAUUUAUCAGGGUUGGCAAUCGCUGACUCAAAGCCCGAUCAAUUCAAUAAUUAAUCGAUCAAAGUUAGCACUCAAGAACAGCUUAACCAAAUCUCUGAGCAAUAGCCCAGUGAAUAUGGGAUCUUUUUCAUUUAGCAAAUCCAAGCCACAUAAUACUCAGGGUACCAGUAGCUUACAUAAUCCAUAUCCAACCAAUGAGAAAAAAGCUAUUACAAACUGCACACAAGAAAAUAUUAUAAAUAGAGAACAAAUUGAGGCUAGUAGUCAUAAAAAUGAAGUCGAUAAGGUCAAUACUCACGAGAUUUCGUGCAGGACACCGAGCACAGCUACUGCUUCACUAGCCAAAAUACAAUCUCCCGUACGACCAUUUCAGCUAUCCAUAGAAAAUACUCAAGUACAAAAUGUGUCUAAAACGACUCAUAGCUUAGAUUCGACACCCGUUAAAAUUAAGCCCCUAUCUUCAUCGACUUUCGCAUAUUCUUUGAAUGACCAUUUAAGUGAUGCUGGCAAAAAGUUUCACAGUGUUCCGCAGUCGGAUGAUUUAUCAUAUAAAACCAAGGAACUGCCAUUACUCUCAUUUUUCCAAAAAUCCACCGCUCUCAUACCAUCCAAGGACAAAAGCUGCAGUUUGGUUAAUCUUAACGAAAAGCAGCAUUUGAAAACUCUACUUGACAAGUCAAGUUUAGGUAACAUUCAAGCAAUCAGUGUGGAAAAACUGGCAAACGCUAGACAUAAGCUGGUCGGAGACAGUUAAAAUUUAUUCGAUAUCUUUCGAAUAGUGCAAUUGUGAUGACAUAAUAUUCAAUUGAAAGAUUUUAUAAAAGACGUUCAAAUUUGCCAACUCACUAUUUAGCCUAAUGCAAUCUCAUACAAGGCCUGUAUGUUUGAAUUACGUAACUUCCCUUGUAGCUUCGAUUUUUAUAUAACUCGCUGUGUUCAAAUAGAAUAACAAUAAUUAUUUCAUUAAUUUUCAGCAUAAUAUGACAAGAAAUACUUUUAUUCAUAAGCAAUUUGAUUAGGCACAAAUUGCAUACAAAGUUCCUUUGCUAAUUUUUUUUAUCGCAGCAACGAAUUUUAGUAGAUCGUGGAUCGAAAAAUAAAAAAAUAGUGUAGAAUAUUAAGAAUUUUUUUUAUUCUAACAUAUAAAUUUAAAAAUAAACCGAUUCGUUAAUAAAUCAAAAUAUUUCACUUUAUUCUUGCCAAAAGAAGAAAGUAUGAAAAAUAUUUAUAAGACUCCAUUAAAAUUGGCGUCUAAGCGAUUGAGCAUUACUUGAACGACUGUUAGAUUUUUAUAUGGUUUUGUUGGAAUACUUUUUAAAGGUCUUAUUUAACUGUGAGAUCACUGUUAUAAUGUAUACAAAUUGUUGUAAUUGUAAAAUAAUUAAGAGAUAAUUCGUUUGAUGGUUCCUGCGAAAAAUUUGCAGGGCAAACAAUAAUUAAUUUUCUAAUGUGUUGCUCAUUUGGAGUAAACAUUGGAGAAUCAUUUAUUGUUCAAGAUUGUAGAUAAAACCCGAGUUAUGUGGAAUCAAAAUUAUUGUUAACGUGUAGUCUUAAGUCAUCGUCACCUCAUCAUUUGAUUGUAACUAAUUCAUAUUCAUAUCUCUAAACUAGAGUUACUUUCUUGUAAAGAUAAAACUAAAAAAAUUGUUGCUAUCGUUGCAUAGCUUAUAAGCUAUGUGUACUUUACACAGUCAGCAAUUUAGGACAAGACGCAUUUUUAGAGCGUGAAAUUGCCAAAUUUUUCUGUAAUUAAAUAAUUUACAAAUGGUGUGUAAGUUAAUUUUUUACGGAAUAUUUUUCGAACAAAUACAUUAAAAUAUAUAAUCUGAAAAUUUAUAUUGUUAAUAGUCACUUAAAAUAUUUAUUUAAACAUUCACAUCUCGUAAGUGAUAAUAAAUCUAUUUCGCAAAAUUUAGUAAAUAAUUUAGAAUAAUUUUUUGUUGAGCUAAAUUAACGUGUUUUUAUAUCGGAUUGUUUACAAUGUCGUUUCUACUAUUUUAUCUUUUACUUUUUUCUGCGCAUGAAUAGUCAACAUGCUUUUA
Messenger RNA from Phymastichus coffea, 3390 nucleotides. RefSeq names its product SH3 domain-binding protein 5 homolog. The coding region runs from base 195 to 2102 and encodes 635 amino acids. Lineage: Eukaryota; Metazoa; Arthropoda; Insecta; Hymenoptera; Eulophidae. Gene Ontology annotation, cellular component: cytoplasm. Gene Ontology annotation, molecular function: protein kinase inhibitor activity. Gene Ontology annotation, biological process: negative regulation of protein tyrosine kinase activity; intracellular signal transduction. The transcript has 7 exons. The record is from RefSeq and is a predicted model, not a curated record.